Molecule: messenger RNA, 1404 nt
Organism: Endocarpon pusillum Z07020
Lineage: Eukaryota; Fungi; Ascomycota; Eurotiomycetes; Verrucariales; Verrucariaceae
Exons: 2
Coding region: 1-1404 (467 amino acids)
Source: RefSeq, a predicted model, not a curated record
AUGUCAUAUUCUUACGAGCGCGUUGACCGCAGGAGGCGGACUACAGGAGGUGGUGGCUAUGGCGCAUCUAGCCGACGCUCAACACUUGGAUAUUGGGUUCCUCUCGUCAUGACAGUCACCGUUGCCACAAUUGGUCUUGCAGCUUGGAUCUGGUCAGAACGUCAAGACGAUGAGGACGAAAACAGCGGGGAAGAAAAACCUCCUGGUAGCGUUCCGCCGCCAGGCUACGCAAGCAUGAGUGGUGGGCUACCCCCUGGACCUGGUCCAGCAGGAUUUCAAGGACCGCCACCCUCGGCGCCGAUGGGUCCUGGCGGCUUUGAAGGUGCACCAAUACCACCACCUGAAACAGGUUAUGAGGGUGCAGCAAGAUCUACCGGUGCUGAAACACAAAUCCCAGACGAUGGGACUUUAAUGUCGAAGAUGUCAGGGGCAUUGAAGCGCACACCAAGCCCUCAACAAUCCUAUGACUGGGCCAGCAAGAAGGUCGCAGCUGGUGUGGCAGCGGCUGGAGCUAUGGUAGGUGGUGCCCUCACGACCAUUCGAGAAGGAAGUCAAGAUGAUUACGAGGACCACGAAAGGUGGAGUGAGGAGGCUGAAAGCAGAGAUAAUGGCAAAGAAAUCAAGAGAGGCCUUAAGCGAAGGGGCACAGCAGACGAUUACUUCUCUGGGUCAGUCGAAAUGCCCAAGGCAGCUGUUUUGAAAUCCCGCAGGCGCAAGAAUGUUGCCGUCGUGGUUUCUGCUAUCGAGAUUGGCAGUGACGCUGUGGGAGAAAUAGGCCAGCAUGCUUCCAUCCUUGCACACUUGCCUGAAUAUAUCAAUCCUGAAACCACCCGAGUAUUCGUGCUGAUAUAUGCGCCCGAACUCAAAGCGCAUCCUCUCAGCGGAGCGUUAGCCUCAAGGACAGGCGUUCCUAUGACGCAAGGAUCCACAACAUCAUCCUUCUCCAACAUCAGCCACGGUGACACUCACACCCCAGGAGAGUUUCCCGGUGGAUCACAGGCUGGUCUCGCGAUCGUCGACCCGAAUCCAGUUGACGAAUCUUCAUCACUGUUCAAGACCCUUUACAACCAAGCGUUGGCCGUGGCCGAGAGAGACACCAUGAUUUUGCCAUUUACGACUCGCGCGGGUCAUCUCCACCUUCUUCGAAGCUUGGCUCCCGAACUCGUUUAUGUGCAGGAGUCUUUGUGCGGCGGCGAAGGAGAAAUAGCUAGCAGCCUCUCCGGCUGGGUGAAGCAGACGGUUGUGGGGCUCGUGGAUACCGAGGACGAAGAUGGCUUAAGCAAAGCUCGUGCUGAACCAUGGUGGCAGAAGGAGGAACGGACUGGAUUGGGAAGAUCCGUUGCGGUGGUGGAUAGCUUGAAGAUUGGGGAUGACUGGAAAAGACGGACAGGCGAGCAUGAUUGA